AGUAUCUAGCCCAAGAUUUCUUUCUCUAUUUGUUCCCUCGCGUGGAAGUUGCCUUUUUAGCCUCGCACUGCAGCUUCCGUUCACAGGUGUGCCAAACGCCUUCCAUUCGUCGAGAUGAGGAAGCCGAAGGAGAAAUGCUUCAGUUCCUUCUUCCCCCGCUCUCAUCUUACUCUUGGAAGUUGCGCUUGCGUCAAUGCCGGCAGGACGGGGGGGGGGCGACUGUACUUCUGGUGCUCGUGUUCCCGGUAUCAGCUAUUAGUGGCACUUUCCGUGGGCUUCUCCUGGGCUGGCAUCUUUCUGCCACUGCAGCGGGCAGCCGAGGCUAUUUUCCAAUUCGUGCCCCUUCUCCGGGCUCUGAAAGGCAGAAAGAAGUCGAUAUUGGCAUAGAGCAGGUUAGCUUUAGCCCGCUCCCGUUGCGGAGCUGUUUAAUUUUAAUUUCUUCAUCUUUCUCGUGUGCCGUACGUAGCGUUAUUAUGUAUCAGAGCUCUCUGAGGUCCCUAUGUUCAUCCCUGUCUAACCUCUGCUGCACUCCUUCUUCUGCCUCUUCCUCGACGAUGCUGCUCCGUUCGCCGGCUCCAGUGAAGAGAGCCCUCUCCCCGUCUGCCCUCCUCGCCUCUUCCUCGGCUACCGCCGGAGUUCCGCGCUUCAGUCGCCCUGCGCCAGGCAGUUCGGGAGCUGCCAAUUCCCAGGCUGGGUAUUCCAUGGGCAACAGUACAAGUAGGCUGUAUAGUGCACUGGCAAAGACUUUGAGUAGCGGUGUCAUUACUAAACAUCAGGAGUACUUGGAACAAACAGAUCCUGAGUUUCUGGAACCUAUAGAUCCUAAAGAUCUGCUUGAAGAAUGCCAGGUUGUUCUUCAGAACCGUCCAGCCCGGCUCCAAAGGGAUUUUGUGGACUUGAGGACCAGUUUUGUCAGAAAUCAUCAGCCCAUCAGAGUUAUGCAAUGGAAUAUACUUGCCCAAGCUCUUGGGGAAGGCAAGGACAACUUUAUCCAAUGCCCCAGGGAAGCCUUGAGAUGGGAGGAAAGGAAGUGCCUCAUUCUAGAAGAGAUCCUUGCUUACCAGCCUGAUAUCCUCUGUCUACAAGAAGUGGACCACUAUUUUGAUACUUUUCAGCCAUUACUCAGUCGGCUAGGCUACCAAUGUGCUUUUCUUCCUAAACCACGUUCUCCAUGUUUAGAUGUGGAAUGUAACAAUGGCCCAGAUGGCUGUGCCUUGUUCUUCCUUAAGGACAGGUUUACUCUAAUUAAUAGUACCAACAUUGGGUUGACAGCAAUGAAGUUCAAGACGAAUCAAGUGGCUAUAGUUCAGAUCCUGAAAUGUAAUGAGACUGGGAAAAUGUUCUGUGUUGCUGUCACCCACUUGAAAGCUCGCAAUGGCUGGGAGAGGUUUCGAUCUGCUCAAGGUGCUGAUCUUCUUGAAAAUCUAAAACAGAUCACCCAGGAUGCAGAGAUCCCUCUUAUAGUCUGUGGUGAUUUCAAUGCUGAGCCUACCGAAGAAGUGUAUAAGCAAUUCGCUGAAUCUAGUCUAAACCUAAACAGUGCUUAUAAACUGCUGAGUACAGAUGGGCUAACAGAGCCUCCAUACACCACAUGGAAGAUCCGUCCUUCUGGAGAAUGCAGUCAUACAAUUGAUUACAUCUGGUAUUCACAACAGGCCUUAAAAGUAGAUGCUGCCCUCAGCCUUUUAACUGAGGAACAAAUUGGACCCAAUAGGCUCCCAUCUUUCCAUUACCCAUCAGACCAUCUUGCUUUAGUAUGUGACUUCACCUUUAAUGAAAAUCCAGAGAACUUUUAAAGAUGAGGUGAAAUAUAAAGCGGAAUAGGAGUGUUUUAAUGUACUGUGUUUGUACAGGCAAAGACUUUUAUCGUGGAUUUCUAAAGACGGGGGGGGGGGUGGGAUGGGAAAAGUAUUUAUGAAUGGAGAAUUAAUAAUCUACUCCUAUAGCCUUGACUUUUUUUCUUAACUCCAUGCUAUGACAAAAAAGACAAAAAUAUGCCUGGCUAGCUGCUUAUGCUAUGUUUCCUUUUUUCUGAAGAAAAGUACUGCUGUUAUUCAACUCUUAAUUGUAACAAAGUUUUUCCUCCCAUAUCUAAGCUCUUGGGUUGUAAAGUAAAACAGUUGCACUGCAUGUAACAGCAUUGUCCUGUCUGUCAAUAGUCGGUCAGAUGAAUACCCAGGGUUCGUCCCUCCCAUAUUGGACCGAAUGACCAAAUUUUGUUCAGCAUAAAGUUUAAUAUGAGCCUCAGUUAAUUUUUUGCUGAGGUUGUCUUGGAUUGUGCCUUCUACUUGAAUAAAUUAAGUGUUAAUCUCGAACCUGCGUAUUGCUUUUGAAGAUAUUUCAAAGUGUAUUAGAAUUUCUACAGUUGUUCACCUACAUGGAAAGUAGUACAGGAAGUCCUCAACUCAAAAACACAAUUGAGCCUCAAACUUCUGUUGCUAAGUGAGACAUUUGUUAAGUGACUUUUGUCCCAUUUUGCGACCUUGCUUGCCAGUUGUUAAGGGAAUCAUUGCAGAUGUUAAGUUAGUUAACUCGGUUGUUAAGUGAAUCCGGCUUCCCAGUUGACUUUGCUUGUCAGGUCACAAAACAGAUCACAUGACCUCCAGGACAUUGCAGACAUCCUAAACAUGAGUCAGUUGCCAAAUAUCUGAAUUUUGAUCACAUGACCAUGCAGAUGCUACAUCAGUCAUAAAUGUGAAAAAUAUUCAUUAGUCACUUUUUAGUGCUGUUGUAGCUUUGAACCGUCACUAAACAAACUGUUGUAAGUACCUAUAGUGUUAUGCCAAGAAGGAUUUGUCUUGAUUCUUACUUCAACCUGGCUAUAGAAUGAGUAUUUUGGUGGUCUCAGUAUAUACUUCCUAUCUAAACAAGCUGAAAUUUUACUUUCUAGUUUCUCAGGAUGUUUUAAGACAUCUUGUAUCUGUAUUCUUCCUUCUUUGGGGCUAUACACAAAGAUUUCUCUACUGCCACUCCAGUUACUUCUCUGGAAAAUUUUUGUGAUGUUGCCUUUUGACUGAUGGUCCAUCUUCCAAUGUGUGAAUCACAGGUCAUGUAUCUGCAGACAACUGACUUUCGUUACAGAUGUCUGACCUAAGUUUGCUGCUGCAGUUAGUUUAUGAAUUUGUUCUCUUAGGUACCCGAUUUCUACAGAGAUUAUUUGGUAAGGAUCAAGUUUUGGUAAAGAUAAGAAGCCCCGGUACUAUUGGAUUUCUUUAGGCUCAAUUCCACCCAUUUCCCUUUUAACUAUUUCAGCAAAGAAUCAUUGAAAAUGGGACUCUGCAGGCUGCAGCCUUCUGGCUGGAAGAUUAAGUGUUCUGAGCAUUCCUUCUUACCAACAUGGGGUGGAAAAGAUUUUUUUUUCAAAUUGUCAGAAACUGUGUCAUACAAUGUCUAGCCUAUCAAGAUGGAGAUAGAAGGGUUCUGACUGGCUUUCAACCCUUCCAUAUUGCAGGAGGGCUCAAAGCUGGUAUCACUCCUUAUUUCAGGGGUCUUUAAACUUGGCCCUUUUAUGACUUGUGGACUUCAACUCCCGGAAUUCCUCAGCCAGCAUGCCUGUCCACAAGUCAUAAAAGGGCCAAGUUUGAAGACCCCUGCCUUAUUUCCACGUUCCAUCAACUCUGGAGUUCUAAUAGGCCCAUCUCCCAAGCUGUUUUUCCAGACCAAGUAGGUCUCUUGCUUGCAGCUUCCUACUGGUUUGCUGGGCUGAAAUGUUUUUUCACAUUGCCAGGAUAGCAUUGAUCUUUAGCUCACAAAAUGGAGCUGAUGGAAAGUGGGUGCUUUGUCUCCAAGACAAAGCAUAAAGACUGGAGCAAAGGCUUUCCUCCAUGGGACAGGGAAAAGAUUUAAUCAUUGCCUUGCUGCCUGAAAAGAUGGAACCAACUCUCUGUGGUUGACUCCAUCUACAGCAUGGGUGUCAAACUGGCCACAUCAUGUGACAUGUCACGACAUAUCGCAACUCUUUUUGCAUUGCCGGCAAUGGGGUGGGCACAGCUUUGGUAUGAUGAAACCGGCUCGCGGACCGGCAGUUUGACACCCCUGAUCUACAGUGACUAAGAGUGCUUAGAUUUUACUCAGUAUUUUGUAGUACAACAUGAAAGAAGACUUGGAACUCUUAUGCAUAACAUUGGCACAAUUUAAAUGAUGUCAUCCUUAUUUGGAUUCAGGCCAUAUUGUCAAGAAUGAAAAGAGGUUGACACACAUUUUCCUUUCAAGGAGUAUUUUUCUAAGACAUAAUUCCAAUUACAAUAGCAAGUUCUUCCAAGGAAUAUAUUACCACAAAUGAUAAUUGAAUCCCAGAAAAAUACCUUGCAAUAUGACAUUUGCUAUAAAAGAUAAAAUGGAAACCAGUAGAAGUGAAGACAUCUUAUUUUUACAGAAUUCUACAUGUAAAGAACUGCAAAUGGCCAGAAUGCAACAACUGAGAUAAAAUAUUGUCCAAUAUUCUUUGAAAUACUUAAUAUAAAUGUUAAAGAACUCUUACUUACACUGCAAAUAAUUCCAGCAUUAUCAUAUAUAAUAUGAUCUCAGAUCAAGCUGUAUGUUCUAGCUUUGUUCACUUUCCCACUUUCCCCAUUAAGCAUUACCUUAAUUUCAACCAUAGCUAACUGUAAAAUUUGGAGAUAUUUCCCCCACAUAGUUCAAGGAGAGAAAGCUGUUGAUGACCUGCCCUUUAAAAUACAGAACUUGGGAAAGCAAAUUUCUACAAAACUUCUCUCACAAAAGAAAGCCAAAGUAGAGAAGCCAUAUGUGAAAAACUAAGUAUACCUUAUGAUUCAAUAGCUCGUAGAACCACUUCUGUAGCAAUAACUUUUAAGUAAUUGUUUUCUGUAUUACUUUAUCAGUCUCUUACAUCGUUGUGAAGGAAUUGUGACCCAUUCUUCUUUACAACUUUGCUUCAGUUCAUUGAGGCUUGUGGGUAUUUUUUUUAAUGCAUAGCUCUCUUGAAGUCCCACCACAGCAUUUGUCAGGUUGAGGCUUGGACUUCUGGCUAUUGCAACACUUUUUUUUUCUUUUUCAGCCAUUCUGUUGUAGAUUGGCUGGUAUGCUCAAGUUCAUUGUCCUGUUGCAUGACCCAAUGUCACCCAAGCUUUAGCUGUCAGACAUGUGGCCUCACAUUUGGCUCUAGAAUACUUUGGUAUGCAGAAGAGUUCAUGGUUGACUCAAUAACUGCAAGGUACCCAGGUCCGGUCACUGCAAAAUAAGCCCAAAUCAUCAACUCUCCAACACUGUGCUUGAUGGUUGAUAUGGGAUGUUUGAGCUGAUAUGCUGUGUUUGAUUUUCACUGAAUGUGGCAUUGUGCCUUAUAGCCAAAUAUCUCCACUUUGGUCUCAUAUAUCCAAAGGACAGUGUUUCAUAAGUGUUUCUUAUGAUUUGUUCAGAUGCAACUCUGCAAACCUAAGUCGUGCUGCCAUGUUCUUUUUAGAGAGAAGAGGCUUCACCUGGCAACCCUUCCAAACAAAAGAUACCUGUUCAAUCUUUUUCUAAUUGCACUGUCAUUAACUUUAAUAUUUAACAUGCCAACUGAGGCCUGUAGAGUCUGAGAUCUAACUCCUGGAUUUUUUUGCAAUUCUCUGAGCAUUGCGCAUCCUGACCUUGUGGUGAAUUUGCUGAGAUGUCCACUCCUGGGACAAGAGAUCUAAAUCCAGCCCACCUUGAAUUCCCUUGAUUCUUAUCUACUGCCAGUUUGCUUUGAUUGUUAGUGGUUCAGAUUUUUGUAGAGAGCUUAAUCUUGCAAUAAACCUUUAUAUUCAUUUGAA
Crotalus tigris (Tiger rattlesnake) is the source of this 5756-nucleotide messenger RNA. RefSeq names its product nocturnin (gene NOCT). Gene Ontology annotation, biological process: circadian rhythm. The transcript has 3 exons. The record is from RefSeq and is a predicted model, not a curated record. Gene Ontology annotation, molecular function: poly(A)-specific ribonuclease activity. Lineage: Eukaryota; Metazoa; Chordata; Lepidosauria; Squamata; Viperidae. Bases 135 to 1796 code for a protein of 553 amino acids.